AUGGCGGCCAGAAGUCCGAACAAAAAAGACCCGGUCAUCAUUGUGGGUGCGGGCGCCUUUGGCCUCAGUACAGCUCUGCACCUUGCCCGUCGCGGUUAUACCAGUGUGACUGUGUUUGACAAACAACCGUACGACGAAUCGCUAUACUCGUACUUCAAGGGUUGCGAUGCGGCAUCUGCAGAUAUCAACAAGAUCAUCAGAGCAGGGUAUGGCAAGGAUAUAAUCUAUCAGGAUAUAACUCUCGAAGCUGUGGAAGGCUGGAAUCAGUGGAACGCCGAACUACAGAGCGGCCAGACGGUUCCUCCAGGUAUGACUACUUCGGAUCGUGUUUGGGUCAACAAUGGACAUUUAUCCAUGACCGAUGGUCCUGUAUUGCCUCCUUUUGAGCAAGCUAGCCUCAAGUCUAUGCCCAAGAACACCCAGCUCGUCACUACCAAUGCACACGAUCAACAAUUGGCAAAGUCACUCGGCCUAAAUCUCGAGCCGUUCAAGAGACAAACCCCCGGCCGACCAAACGUGGCCCUGUUUGAUCGCACAGGUGGUAUGACAUAUGCCGACAAGGGCUGUCGCUUUGCGCUACACAAGGCUCGUAGCUACGGCGCCAAAUUCGUCCUCGACCCUGUAGCAGGCGAACUGAAGCAACUACUGCAUAACGAGAAGGACAACGUAAUCGGUAUCCGUACGGCCGAUGGCAAGACACACGGAGCUUCCAUGGUUAUACUCGCAUGCGGAGGCUGGACCCCAUCAAUCCUACCAGCCCUCGAUGGACUAAAUGAGGCCACGGCAGGUUCAGUGGCGCUAUUAAAGAUCCCGAAGAACUCUCCUCUCUACGAUCGGUUCGCGCCCAAGAAUUUCCCCAGCUGGCAGCACAAGAUGCGUGACGGCCAUGUUGGCGGACUAUACGGCUUCCCCCGUACGGACGAUGGGUGGCUCAAAAUCGGCUACCGGGGCACCAAAUACACAAAUCCUCAGGUACAGAGUGAUGGUCACGAACGCAGUGUACCCAUUACUCGAUGGACCAAAGGGGAAACGAUCAAGGCAAUACCAAAACAAGCGCUCAGCGUAAUUCAAACUUUUCUAGAUGACUAUCUGCCCGAACUCGGAGAAGCAGGAAUCCAUAUUUCCAUGACUCGCGUCUGCUGGUAUAAUGAUAGCUUUGACAAUCAUCUUACCGUUGACAGGGUGCCGGGUAGCGAUGGACUAAUGGUGGCGACGAGCGGGAGUGGCCAUGCCUUCAAGUACUUUCCCAGUCUCGGGAACUGGAUUGUUGAUGUGAUGGAAGGGGUUGGCUGCGAUAGACCGGCUAUCAAAGCCUGGAGAUGGAGGGCACUAGGGGAGCAGCAGAGGACUGUUAAUGAAAUUAUGCAGGGUUCGAAGGGGCCUCGGGCAUUAGCUAAUAUAGCAUUGGUUACAGACUCUCGUCUUGGUCCAAGUGCUAGCUUGUAA
Molecule: messenger RNA, 1446 nt
Organism: Talaromyces amestolkiae
Lineage: Eukaryota; Fungi; Ascomycota; Eurotiomycetes; Eurotiales; Trichocomaceae
Exons: 1
Coding region: 1-1446 (481 amino acids)
Molecular function (GO): sarcosine oxidase activity; flavin adenine dinucleotide binding
Source: RefSeq, a predicted model, not a curated record